CCAAAAUCCCCUUAAGGCUUAAACCCCCUUUCGCCGCUCGACGCCCAUAACUCCCUUUUUUCGAUAUUUAUUCCCCUUUUUCCCCCUUAUCCAAAUGCUUGAAAUUUUCCAUACCACCUUUUCUCCCUGAAACCGUUUCAUCAAAACAUUUAUUUUAUUUUUUUAAUUUAUUUUUGUUUUUACAAAAUGGCCGAAACAGUGGUGGUGGAUCCACCGCCACCACCGGAAAGGCUUCCGAACGGCGGCGUUUUGGGGGGGCAUGAUUUCAACGGCCUAGCAAUUCCACCCCUGGAUCAUACCUUUUUGUCCCAGGAUAUUACCUUAGGGGAUGCUAACGGGCAAAGCUUUGAUCCCUUUGAUCAAAACGGCAACGACGACGUCGUAUUUGAUGACUUCGAUUUCGACUUGGAUUUCUCCUUCGACGAUCUCUUGCCGGCUGGGGCUGGGGCUCCCCUUCCGGACCCGGAUCAGUUUGAUUCUGAUUGUUUCCUGUUGCAUGGGUCCGACCCGAACUUGAGUCAAAUUCCCCCUGAUCGGAGUUUGAAGAAUGUUGCUAGGGCCUUCAAAACGACGUCGGCGGAGUUUGCUCAUGUUUCCGGCGAGAAUUGUGUACCUGGUGAAGGGCUGAUUUCUAAUCCGUCUUCGUCGCUGGAACCGGAGGUUUGUCAGGUGUCGAGCGAUCAAGUUUCUGGUGAUCGGAGCUCCGGGAUGAAUCUGAGUUCAUCAGGUGAUCGGGGACAUGAUGUCUCCGGGUAUUUGAAUGUGCCGUCGCCGGAGUCAAAUGGGUCAAAGGGGUCGAAUGAUUCGAGGGAUUGUCCCUCGCCCGAGUCUCAGGGUUCCGGCAAUAAUUGCCGCUCCAAUGUUUCCGAGGACUCCAAUAGAUCGGUGAGUUCUUCUUCUAAUUUUGGAAAUAAUUCAGUGAAAAAUGGAGUUGUUGAUAAAAAAAUAAAGUUCGAAGAAUUUAAUUGUAAAGUUAACAAUAAAUCAUUGUUGAAAAGGAAAAAAGAAGGCGAAGAUGUCAAUAACGUUGAAUCGAGGACGAAUAAAUUUCAAAAAUCCAGUGUUAAUUUGGCUAGUAAUGCUGAGAAUAGUAAUAGCAAUAACAAUAACAAUAUUUUGAGUGAAGAAGAUGAGAGGAGAAGAGCUAGGUUAAUCAGGAAUAGAGAGAGUGCUCAGUUGUCACGGCAAAGGAAGAAGCAUUAUGUUGAGGAAUUGGAAGAUAAGGUGAAAAAUAUGCAUUCUACAAUUCAAGAUCUGAAUGCAAAAAUUACAUAUUUUAUGGCUGAAAAUGCCACCUUGAGGCAGCAAUUGGGUGGUGGCGGGGUGGCUCCACCUCCAAUGGCGCCUCCACCACCUGGCGUGUACCCACCAAUGAUGUACCCGUGGAUGCCAUGUGGCGUUCCACCCUACAUGAUGAAGCCACAGGGAUCGCAGGUGCCAUUGGUUCCGAUUCCAAGGUUGAAAUCCCAGCAACCUGCUCCUGCCCCGAAAGGAAAUAAGAAGGCGGACAGUAAGAAGACUGAAGGGAAGACUAAGAAGGUUGCAAGUGUUAGUUUCUUGGGAUUGUUGUGUUUUGUACUACUAUUUGGUGGAUUGGCUCCCAUGGUGAAUGUGAGGUAUGGGGGUGUGAGGGAGGCUUUUUCUGGUGGAAAGGAUUACAUUGAGAAUCAGUUUUAUGAGAAACAUCAUGGCAGAGUGUUGACCGCAAGUGGGAAUUUGACUGAUAGUGAUUAUGGUGGAAAAUUUGGUGGUGGAAAAGAUUAUAAUGAAAAAGGGAUUAAGCUCAAUGGUACUGAGCCUCUUGUGGCCUCGCUGUUUGUUCCAAGGAAUGACAAACUUGUGAAGAUAGAUGGAAACUUGAUAAUUCAUUCUGUUUUGGCUAGUGAGAAAGCCAUGGCGUCUCGUAAAGAUGCUGCAAGUGAAGUGGGUGGUGAGACUCGGCUUGUACCAGUUUCGGGUGGAAGACCUGCUCACCUCUAUAGAAGUUCAACUGAUCGACAGAGGGCUCUUGGUUCUGGUUCUGUUGGGAGUGACAAUUUGAAAUCACCAGCAGCUGAUGGCAGAUUGCAGCAGUGGUUCCGUGAGGGCCUUGCUGGUCCAAUGUUAAGUUCAGGAAUGUGCACUGAAGUGUUCCAGUUUGAUGUGUCUUCAGCUUCGGGCCCAGGAGCCAUUGUUCCAGCUACUUCUGCAAGGAAUGUCACUGAGAAGCAAAGCCGGAAUUCUACAGAUCUCAACAAAGGAAGGAAUAGAAGGAUUCUCCGUGGUGUUCCUAUUCCCCUUCCUGGGUCGUCUCACAACAUAUCUGAAGAUGUAGGAAGGACCUCAAAGAAAGAGAACUUUAGCGGAAAUAACUUGCUUUCACCAAUGGUUGUUUCUGUGCUCGUGGAUCCUAGGGAGGUAGGUGAUGCAGAUGUUGAUGGUGUGAUGGGAGCAAAAUCCCUCUCUCGGAUUUUUGUUGUUGUGCUGAUAGACAGUGUCAAAUAUGUCACUUAUUCAUGCAUGCUCCCAUUCAAGGGAGCCGGUCCUCAUCUGGUUACUACCUGAAGAUGGAAGUAGAGCUCCAUGGUGAUAGUAAUAGACUAUAGACAUCAUAUUAAUCAGUUUUGUAGAUAGCUAAAGCUAUGUAAUUGUGGCAGGUAAGAUAGCUAUAGCUUGAACUUUUGAAUAAGCUAACCUCUUUAUGAGACUGGACAGUGUAAUUUUCUACUAUUAGGAUGAUACAUGCAGUACUUACAAUUUCAGUGAUCCUUUUA
Molecule: messenger RNA, 2753 nt
Organism: Coffea eugenioides
Lineage: Eukaryota; Viridiplantae; Streptophyta; Magnoliopsida; Gentianales; Rubiaceae
Product: bZIP transcription factor 17
Exons: 2
Coding region: 187-2544 (785 amino acids)
Cellular component (GO): endoplasmic reticulum membrane; nucleus
Molecular function (GO): DNA-binding transcription factor activity
Source: RefSeq, a predicted model, not a curated record